AUGCCCAUCGAGACAACAUCACACAGAUAUCACAAACAACAAUUAGAAGAAGAGAGACAAUUUGUCAUAGCUGAAUUUAAUGGAAUACGUCAGUUUUUGGAACAACAAGAGCACUUUCUGCUGCUUAGAGUUAUUGAAAACUUAGAGAAGGGAAUAAUGUGGGAAAAGGCUAAACAUGCAGCCGUCUUAUUCCGGGAAGUCUCAACUUUUGAUGAACUUAUCCAGACAGUCAAGGAGAAGUGCCAACAAUCAGCAGUUGAGCUUCUGCAGGUGGUCCUUGGGGCACAUCCCUUAAACCUUAACCAACUUUACUGCAAUCCAGUACACAUUGAGGACAUUCCAAAAAGGAGGACUUUUUCCUACAUGGAUCUAAUUGUGGCACCAAAUGUGACUCUGGAUCCGGACACAGCUCAUCCCAGGAUCAUCCUCUCAGAAGAUCUUAAAAGCUGCUGGAUGGGAACAAAAAGCCAAAAACUCGUCCAGGACAACAGGAGAUUUGACCACAUGAUGUGUGUGUUGGGGCGCGAGAGGUUCGUCACCGGCAGGCAUUAUUGGGAAGUUGCUGUGGAAAACGAGGGCGACUGGGGUGUUGGAGUUGCCCGAAGUUCAGUGAAGAGAAAGGGUGUUAAGGCCCUUUGUAAAAUGGAAGGGAUCUGGGCAAUGACAAAGCGUUAUGGCAGCUUGUGGGAGUACAUAAACCCCCCAGCGUUAAUCUCUGAGCCAAUACAUUGGGAGAUCAAGAAGAUUCGAGUCUCCCUGAACUACCAUGGAGGCCGAGUGGCUUUUUGUGAUGGCGAGAGAGGAAACCUGCUCCAUGCCUUCUCACAACUGGUAGAAGCAGAGAAAAAGAAAGUGAUGGAUGGAUUUGGUCUUCUGCGCCAACUUGUAAUAGAACAAAACACCCUCUGGCUUAGUAAGGUUGAAGGGGUAAAGACAGAGAUCACCUUGAAAACAAAUGAUCAGAUGGCUGUCAUCUCCAGGGAACUGUUCGUUCUUGAUUACAUCAUCCAGGACAUGGUUGAGAAAUGUGAUCAGCCAGUCUUGGAAUUCCUAGAGCCUAGAACUGUGAUUGAUAACUUAGGACAUUUUGGAGGGAUGGAAGUCUGA
Messenger RNA from Thamnophis sirtalis, 1107 nucleotides. The record is from RefSeq and is a predicted model, not a curated record. Lineage: Eukaryota; Metazoa; Chordata; Lepidosauria; Squamata; Natricidae.